GGAACGAGGUGGGGCUCCGUUCCGGGUUCCGAUCGACAGCGACCCGACGACAGAGACGAAUCUAUGUAGAGAGCAGUGGGUGCCCAGGAACCCACGGAAAAACUAAAACUACUUAUACAGGAUCUGGACGGCGAGGCGGGCGAAACCGCGGGCUCGGCGGGGCGGGGGGCGCCAGCCGUUUCGCCGCCGCUGCCGUGGUCUGCCCGCACCGCGCCGGCGAUGUCGACGCUUGGAAGGCUGAUCCGUUCGCGCUCGGCUCGGCUGGCGCGCUACAUAAGCGCAGGCUAGAGGGUCCAAGCUACCUACUCACUCAUCAGCCAGGUCAAGUGUUCUUCUCCUCACCGAGAACCUUCUUCCAGAGCGCACCAACUGAGUUCAGCUCGGACUUCACCUCCAUGUCUUCGACGACGGCGACCAACCUGGCCGGCCUAUGGUUCGGCGAGCUCGCCGCGGCGAUGCAGGGGACGUGGCAGGCCACUCCGCCCGGCCGCGGCGACCAGCGGCCGCGAAAGCAGCAGAAGCUGGGAAGCGAGAAGAAGGCAGUGCUAGGAGCCGCCGCGGCCGGGACGAAGGCGGCGACGGAGACGAAGGGGGACGUCGGGAGCUGUGGCGGUGCCAUGCCCGACACCACGGCCUACCUGCUGCUCGACCGGUUCGCGCCCAGCUGAGCUCAGCUGCGUGGCCUUCACUGGCGCGCGUUCGUGUCCACUGUUCAUCUGUACAGGCAAGAUCAUCGCAGGCGAUGAUUGUGCAAGUGUUCUGGAUUGUAGUGGCAUCUUGCUGCCAUGCUCGCGUCCCUUUCCUUCCGCUCCAUGGCGUCCCAGGAGCAAGCAUCGCUGAAGAUGCAACCAAAGCAGUGAUGUUCUACCGAUUACUGUCAAAGUGUUGUCCAAAUAUUCACAGAAACUCUUUAACAGAUUUCCACCCAAAACGUAUAUCACGAUAAGAUCUUUCAAGAA
Panicum hallii is the source of this 959-nucleotide messenger RNA. RefSeq lists its product as uncharacterized. The transcript has a single exon. Lineage: Eukaryota; Viridiplantae; Streptophyta; Magnoliopsida; Poales; Poaceae. The record is from RefSeq and is a predicted model, not a curated record. The coding region runs from base 396 to 668 and encodes 90 amino acids.